AUGGCGAACAUCCCCACCUCAACGUCCGUCCGCGAGUCGGCCGUCAUCGAAGCGCAUCCCAGCGACGUCUGGCAUGCCAUCAAGCUCCAAGACUUCGCCAAGUGGUGGACGCGGCUCGAGAAGAGCGAGUGGGAGAAGGGCCAGUCUCCCGAGACGGACAUUGUCAGGUGGACCUUCAAGGAUGGCACAGUGUUGGAUGUGAAGCAGGAGGAGCAUUCGACCAUCGAUCACUACAUCACCUACUCCGUCAUUGCCUGCCAGCCCCCUCUGAGCUACACGUCGGUUGUCAGCACGAUCCGUGUCUACCCUGUCACGACGGGCAAGCACGAGAACCACACCUUCAUCACCUGGUCUGGCAACUACUCCAGUGAUGCGGACGCCGGUGUCAUCGAGGAUGCAAAGUUCAAGCGCCGCGAGGCAUUGGCGGAUCUCGAGAAGGCACUUACUAAGAAAUAG
This is a messenger RNA of Westerdykella ornata, 456 nucleotides long. Its product is annotated as Bet v1-like protein. The transcript is spliced from 3 exons. NCBI's taxonomy places the organism in Eukaryota, Fungi, Ascomycota, Dothideomycetes, Pleosporales, Sporormiaceae. The coding region runs from base 1 to 456 and encodes 151 amino acids. The record is from RefSeq and is a predicted model, not a curated record.